This is a messenger RNA of Arvicola amphibius (Eurasian water vole), 2561 nucleotides long. It is a transcript of the gene Ptdss2, whose product is annotated as phosphatidylserine synthase 2. Gene Ontology annotation, biological process: phosphatidylserine biosynthetic process. The record is from RefSeq and is a predicted model, not a curated record. Lineage: Eukaryota; Metazoa; Chordata; Mammalia; Rodentia; Cricetidae. The transcript is spliced from 15 exons. Gene Ontology annotation, molecular function: L-serine-phosphatidylethanolamine phosphatidyltransferase activity. The coding region runs from base 589 to 1905 and encodes 438 amino acids.
AAAUCUUGGUGCCUUCCAAGGGCCAAAGUACAAGAGGCACCUGCUGCUAACCAGGAUCCAAUGGCCUCUCUGUGGAUCAGGAGGACAAGGCCAGCAGGGCUCCAGAGGGCAGUGAAACUCCAGACAGGAGGUGUAGUAAGAAGUCCAGUUUCGAAAGCCUUGGCAUGAAGCUGUGUCUUCAGCCUAUGGGCCAACUACUGCUGAGAGAAUCCAAAUGGAAUCACUGUCAAAACCCUGCUCAAAUGAGGCUGAGGAUGAUACCAACCUGUAAUCUCAACACUUGGAAGCCUGUGGCAUUGGGAUUGCUAGCCAGUCUGGACUACAUGAAGCAAAACAAAACUGGAACUUCUAUACAUGUGUGAUUGCUGGUGGCAUUCUUUGCCAACUUUUUAUGGAAGGAUUAAAAUAAAGGAGAUGUUUGCAGCAGUAAAAAGAUUCUCUUCCUACCUGUCAGAGGCUCCUAGUCCCACGGAAGGAUGACCACAAACUUCCUGAUCUUCUCACCUCCACCUCAAAGUGCUAGGAUUUCAGGUCCACGGCAUCACGUACCAACACAACUCAUAAAACUGAAAAAGAACCCACACCCUCAUGAAGUUUAGGCGUGCCCACACCUUAACCGUGCUGUUCAUACUUACCUGUGCACUGGGUUAUGUGACUCUCCUGGAAGAAACCCCUCAGGAUACAGCCUACAACACCAAGAGAGGUAUUGUGGCCAGUAUUUUGGUUUUCUUAUGUUUUGGAGUCACACAAGCCAAAGACGGGCCAUUUUCCAGACCUCAUCCAGCUUACUGGCGGUUUUGGCUGUGUGUUAGUGUGGUCUACGAGUUGUUUCUCAUCUUCAUCCUCUUCCAGACAGUCCAUGAUGGCCGGCAGUUUCUGAAGUAUGUGGAUCCCAGGCUGGGCGUUCCAUUGCCAGAGAGGGACUACGGGGGCAACUGCCUCAUCUAUGAUGCUGACAACAAGACUGACCCCUUCCACAACAUCUGGGACAAGCUGGAUGGCUUUGUUCCUGCACACUUCAUUGGCUGGUAUCUGAAGACCCUCAUGAUCCGUGACUGGUGGAUGUGUAUGAUCAUCAGUGUGAUGUUCGAGUUCCUGGAGUACAGCCUGGAGCACCAGCUGCCCAACUUCAGCGAGUGCUGGUGGGACCAUUGGAUCAUGGACGUCCUCAUCUGCAACGGGCUGGGCAUCUACUGUGGCAUGAAGACCCUCGAGUGGCUGUCCUUGAAGACAUAUAAGUGGCAGGGCCUCUGGAACAUUCCAACCUACAAGGGCAAGAUGAAGAGGAUUGCCUUUCAGUUCACGCCCUACAGCUGGGUACGCUUUGAGUGGAAGCCCGCCUCCAGCCUGCACCGCUGGCUGGCCGUGUGUGGCAUCAUCUUGGUGUUCCUGCUGGCAGAACUGAACACAUUCUACUUGAAGUUUGUGCUAUGGAUGCCCCCUGAACACUACUUGGUCCUCCUGCGGCUGGUCUUCUUCGUGAACGUGGGUGGUGUGGCCAUGCGUGAGAUCUAUGACUUCAUGGAUGAACUGAAGCCCCACAGGAAGCUGGGCCAGCAGGCCUGGCUGGUGGCAGCCAUCACAGUCACAGAGCUGCUCAUCGUGGUGAAGUACGACCCGCACACACUCACCCUGUCACUGCCCUUCUACAUCUCCCAGUGCUGGACUCUUGGCUCCAUCCUGGUGCUUACGUGGACUGUCUGGCGCUUCUUCCUGCGGGACAUCACCAUGAGGUACAAGGAGACCCGGCGACAGAAGCAGCAGAGUCACCAGGGCAGAGCCGUCAACAAUGGGGAUGGGCACCCAGGGCCAGAUGAUGACCUGCUAGGGACUGGGACUGCAGAGGAAGAGGGGACCACCACUGACAGUGUACCUGCUGAGGGGGGGGCCUCAGCCGCCUCAUGAUCCUCUCCGUCUUCACUGGCCUUGUGCCAUAGGCUGUUCCAUUUCUCCCAUCCUUAUGCUCCCUGCUUCAGAGGAGGGGGGCCCAUCCCCGCUCCACCGGGGCACCUGAGUGUACAUGUUUGUGUGCAGGUAGGUGUGUGCACAUAUUGGCUCCUGACACUUGUCCAGGGCUGUGAGCUGACCAGUGAGCCUGGAGCAUGCUCUAGAGCAAGGGUCCUGCCCUGUUCUUCUACCUGGUCAGCGAAGGCCCUGACCCAUGGUCUCCCUCGUGCUCAGUCUCACCACAGACCAGAAGAGGCAUCUUGUACUCUUUCUCUACCCUCUGUGGGGUAGGCAGAAGCCCCGUGAGACCCUGUGGCCCCACCCAACUUGAAGCAGCAGAAGUGAAGGCUGUCACAACACUAAGAUGGCUGCAAAGUGGUAGAUCUGGAGUCAGUACUGAGACAUUUUCUUUGGAGCCUUCAUUUAAGCAGGACUCUAAGAUGAAUGGUAUUCCAUGGGGGGAGGUCAUCAGAUUGGCCCCUUGAGGGGUAUCAAGUCAGAGAAUCCAAUUUGUAGACCUGUACCCCAGGUGCUAGGGUUGUGUUGUCACCAUGGCUCCCUGAGUCUAGCCGCACUCGUGAGCAAACAGAACAAAUAAAGCGAUGGCGAAGGUG